Phytophthora megakarya is the source of this 531-nucleotide messenger RNA. NCBI's taxonomy places the organism in Eukaryota, Oomycota, Peronosporomycetes, Peronosporales, Peronosporaceae. The record is from the annotation of a GenBank genome assembly.
AUGGAGGCCAUGGAGAAGAAGGAUGUGUUAGAACUUGUUCUCGAAGAGGAAGUACCUCGAGGCAAGAAAACCCUGCAAACAAUGCGGAGAUAUCAGCUGGAAACCGACUUACUUGAAUACAUUAUGCAAUUUCGCGCUCGUCUCGUGGCAUCGGGAAACAUGCAGAAAGGAGUGAUUGACUUCACCGAUACUUUCUCACCGGGAAUGGCCGCUCUGAGACUUUUCCUAGCUUUGUGUAUGAUUUUUAAACUGACACCGCACCAAUGUCACGUGAACACCGCCUAUUUAAACGCCCUACUCAAGAUUAUUCACUACAUCAAGAACACUCGUGGAUUUCCAUGUCCGAAUGGCUUCACCAAUCUGGACGUGAAUGGAAUGAAUUCUUCACGAAGUGGAUGGAACAUGAAGGUUUCACUCAGUGCACGACUGAACCAUGCCUAUACGUAUGGCAUCAUCUUAGUGUCCAAUGUGGAAUAUUUCAAGAUAAAUGUGUUCCAGAGCAUGAUCGAUCAUUUGGAAUUUAAGACAUAG